Messenger RNA from Saccostrea cuccullata (small rock oyster), 723 nucleotides. RefSeq lists its product as uncharacterized. Lineage: Eukaryota; Metazoa; Mollusca; Bivalvia; Ostreida; Ostreidae. The transcript is spliced from 3 exons. The annotation marks the transcript as partial. The record is from RefSeq and is a predicted model, not a curated record.
CAAUCACAUCAGUAUUACAGUGUUUUUAAUGGUCCUGAUACAUACGACUCCAGUAAUGCUGUUGAUGGUCUGAAGAAUGACCUCUCAUCGGGUGGAGGACAAUGUACUAUUUCAGCUGAUGGAUACAGAACCGCCACCUGGUGGGUUAACCUGGAAUCCAUCCACAGUAUACACGACAUACGAAUAUAUUACAGGACGGAUAAUGCACAAUGGGGUGCAUCAAAUGGCUACACAGCGAGAUUUUUAGGAUUCUCUCUUUUUAUAUCCAACACAACAAGCAGAUAUGGCGGUCACCAUUGUUUCCAUGACACAAACUUUAGCAGAGCCACGAUACCAGCUGUCUUCGAUAUAAAGUGUCCUGUACAUGGACAAUACGUGAUCUAUUAUAAUGAGAGACCACAGACGUCACAUAGUUUUUCCAGUGCAUUGGUUGGAUGGGCGCAUAAUGAAUUGUGCGAAGUGGAAGUACAUGGAUGCAAAAAGCUUGGUGUCUAUGGAUCUAAUUGUUCCAUUAAAUGUCCUGACCAAAAUUGCCGUUUUUGUCAUAUAGAGACGGGAAACUGCCAAGGAUGUCAACCCGGAUAUCAGGGCCAUCGAUGUACAUUUCGUAAGGGAAGAAUGCAUCUUUUUAGGAAUUUUCUUACUUUAUUAAAUAAUUAUAACAUUGAAGGUCUGUUUAGUGCAUAUCUUAAAUCAUUCUUGUUUUGAUAUUCCAGAGGAAAU